AUGACCCCAUCUACUCGACACUCCAUCCUCCAUCCUCCUCCUUCCUCUCCUAUCCGUUCUAGUUCUCCUCGCCACUCCCGUAGUCGACGCAGCAACCACCCUCAAACUCUCCAAACACGUCACCUCAUCCGCUUCCGGCCCUCUCACGGGAGGAGGAAUCACAAGCGGCGUCAAGAUUUUGAUAGUGACCUUAAGGGGGUUAUAACAAGUUUGGCUUCCCCACUCAUCAGAUCCACGCCAACUAGCGUGGCUGCUGUUAAAGCUACGGACGAUCCGGAGGAAGCUGCCAAUGUGAUCAUUUCCCAAGUCACCAGAACGAGGACUAGGACAGUUUCAGCCACUGUGCCUACUCCUACGGAUACAGCAAAAGCAGAAGGCCCAGCACUGGGUCAGGAACCGGAUCUGAAUUUGGACAAUACAGGUGGUCUGGCUUAUACGAUUGACGUAAAUGUCGGUGGUAUAUCUGUCCCUGUGAUUGUCGACACUGGUUCUUCAGCAUUUUGGGUACCUACCUCAUCAUGCCAGACAUGCAAAGAGGCAGCUAUGACCAUAUCGCCGUUGAUUGUACCUGAUGGAUGUGAAUCCCAAAAUAUCACUUAUGGUAUUGGUUCUGCGGAAGGAUGUUACGCCCAUGGGGCAGUGUCCAUCGGUCCAUAUAAAGUACCAGAUGUGGAACUUAUGGGUGUGACGGCGAUAGAUGCAGCUUUAGCAUCUUCUGGGUCUGUCUUGAGCGGUAUUCUUGGUCUCGCUGGCGAAACGAACGGUGAUGGAAAUCCUACAUUGGUCAAGGCGAUGUACGAUCUAGGAUUGAUCAAAGCGAAAACGGUGGGUUUCUAUCUGUCAGAGGAUGAGAAUGUAGAUAGUGAAAUUACAUUUGGAGACGUGACGACCAGUGAACACGCAGAUCCCAACCACAAAGUCACACUACAGUCUGUCCCUAACGAGAUGAACCUGUACGAGGUCAUUCUAGAUUCUCUGACUGUGGCAAACGAAACUGUUUCUGGCUCAAAGACGGUCAUCAUAGAUACGGGGAGUUCAUACAUAUAUAUUCCUGAAGAAGACGCGCUAGCAAUAUACGCUCAUCUCCCUUCACCAAAGACCUCUGAUCAAGGCUACCUACUACCUUGCGCACCGGAGAAUCCUCCCACUUUGACAUUCGAUUUUGGUGGCAAAGCAUUCGAUCUAGAGUACAAAUAUCUUAUAGGUGCGGAUGUGGGCUCCCAAGAUGGUUAUUGCUGGGCUAAGAUUGGGAGUUUGAAAGGUAUGGAUACAUGGGUCAUUGGAGAUGCCUUCUUACAUACUGUAUAUACCUCUUUCGAUGUGGGGACAAAGGAAGUCACACUCUAUAAAUUGCUUUAA
Messenger RNA from Kwoniella botswanensis, 1359 nucleotides. RefSeq lists its product as uncharacterized. The record is from RefSeq and is a predicted model, not a curated record. Lineage: Eukaryota; Fungi; Basidiomycota; Tremellomycetes; Tremellales; Cryptococcaceae. The transcript has 9 exons. Gene Ontology annotation, molecular function: aspartic-type endopeptidase activity. Gene Ontology annotation, biological process: proteolysis. Bases 1 to 1359 code for a protein of 452 amino acids.